Vitrella brassicaformis is the source of this 1558-nucleotide messenger RNA. Lineage: Eukaryota; Vitrellaceae. The record is from the annotation of a GenBank genome assembly.
CUUCGGUGCAGUGCGGCUCAGCCUUACCUCUGCGGGCUUAUGCGUGCGGAUCAUUCGAAAAAAAACACCUCAAUUGCAUCCACAUUGGAUGCAGUACGAUCAAUGCAUGCAACUGGAUGUCCCCUCCUGCCCACCGCACGUCCUGCCUCAUCGAAAACCCGUCGAAGCCAGCCGAAAAGGGGAAUUCGCCUUUGGCUUGCCUUGUUUGCUGUAUCUGCAAACGCCAAAGCAACCCAAGUGCAGCGUAGAGAUAGAGAGGAAGAGGGAUCGGGAACGGGAAAACGCGAGAGCAGCACAACGAGCCAUGCAGCGCAAAACAGCGCACGUGAUACGUCGGGAGGCCGUGCAUCUUUCAGAUGCUGGCCCACGCAUCCCCACUGAUGGCUUCCUUCCUUCGGUGCCCACACGCAAACAAACAGCCACACACGGUGACUUACUAAGACAUCCCCACCGGCCGCACACACAUACGGCAUCAAUGGCAACUUCAUUGGUUUGACGCCACUCAUUCGAAUCACAUCCCUCCCCUUCCACCACCUACACUACUAUGGCGUCACCAAUUAGCACAGAGUCAGCGAGUUCGACGGGCAGCUUGCAUGUCUCGGUCGAUAGAAAGAACCCCACCUGAGCUGUGCUGACCGUUUCCGCGGUGAAAUUGACCGUCAGGAAGGCCACCCCGGUCGGAGGCGGGUUCUUGAUAAGCUCUUCGGAGGGCGCUAUGAACACCUGCAUUAUACAGACGGAAACAAACGAGAUGGGCAGCUAAACCGCAGGAAGACGCCUGGGUUCAGCUGCAAAGGCUGACCACGUCCUCGAAGGUGAUUCUGUCCUUGUCAGUGUCGGCGUCGGACUCGCCAACCACUUCGUUCAUGACCCCUUGGACAGUGAUAUCGACGUCGCCCACGAGGCUGAACAACAAGGCAGACACGGACGCAAAGAUGGACAGACCCAGGCGAUAGAAUCGAUUUCCUGUGAAUGAAGUGGAGUCGCUCGGUUUGUCCUCUUUCCCACCUGUUGGAAGCUAUGACCAGCACGGGUUCUUUGAUACCCUGGCAAGCAGAGCACAACAACAGCAGGACAGGGGUGACGCAUACGCCCCCGCGUACGUACGUGCGUUCGUACCUCUGGUAUGCUGUUGAGGGGCACAGUAACGUCCAGAAUGACCUGUCGCGUCUUUUUGCCGACAAAGGCAUUGACAAUGUGCGGUUUCAUAUUGCCCUCGAACGCCAGCGUUGCACAGAUUUCCUCGUAUCCAUCGGUCUGCUCCGUCACUUGACUGACGUCGUCUUUCGUCAGCCGCGCAGCGCCAACCUUCUUGACGCUGCCUGCUGCGUCCCGCACAGACAUUUUGACAUUCUCUCUCCUUUUGAGGCUCUUGCCAUCCUCCCUGCUUCGGUGGAGCAGCUCUAUCUUCCCCCGGAUGUCCUCGAGCUUCUCUCUCAAUUGCAAGUUGGCGUCAAGCGGCGACGGAAGGGAGCUUUGCACCACCGGCUGAGCGAAGGCCGCAGCAAGGAGGAAGAGGGCCGUGGCACUCAUAUUUUCCCGGACGCACGCAUUUACG